AUCCGUUUCUCAUCCGUGAUCAUAUUGCGCAGAUGCGUAAUUGAUCGUCCACCCCUACCAGUACAGUAUCCCACGUCUGGAUACAAACUUCUCUGAUUUUUUUAUUUUUAUUCCUGGACACCGAAAGUAACCCGAAAACAGGUUACGAAUGGACGUAAUGGACUCAUUCUCGGAGGUCGAGAUGCCCAAUGAUAUAUCAUCGGAGGACCAUCUUUUGAAGGUCAUCGAAUCGUCGGCUGAGGAAGUGGAUAUCUUUUUGGAGAACUGCUCCUCGCUCUACAAUUUAAUCCUCGACUCGUUGCACAACCUCACCUCAAAAACGAUAUCAUGUGAAUGUCUCGACGAAAUGACAUCUACACUUGAAAAAUCGGCAAAGAAAAUUCUCGCCGAACGGCCCGAGGCCGAGAAUUCGGUCCUUCUCCGCCUUAACACAAUAUGCUGCGCAAUGGAUCAACUACGUGUCCAGCACAAUUCACGAAUGAUGAGCGGUGCCGAUUCGGACACAGCAAGCUCAGCACGUAGUUCCACGUCAUCAUCGACAGGCGAAAUGCGUUUGUGGUUACACGAGGUCGAGAGAAGACUCGAAAUAAAUGAGAAACGGAUUCGAGUGGAGCCAAACUUGCAGCUGUUGCUCUCUGAUCAACAGGCUCUACAACUUGAAAUACAACACGAAGGUCAACUAUUGGUUAAUCGACUCAACAAACAAAUUAAAGACGAUCACGACAGCGACUCGUCAGAAGAAGAGAAACGGAAAACUUGUGUCGAUGCGAUCAGAAAACGGUGGCAUACUAUCUACUUGAAUAGUUUGUCUCUAGUCUGCAGAAUUGAAGAGCUUAUUAACCAUCAGCAAGCAUCAGAAGACUCGGAAAGUGAUCCGGACCUCGUCGGACCACCGAUCAAACGGGCUCGCAUUCGAACUGUUGGUCACCUGACGGCUUCUGAUACGGAAGAGUCUGAAGCUGACGAGGAAGACAGACAUAGUCAGACUGAAACUGUGGUCACUGAAGACGAUAACGUUCUUCCAUUUGCGGAGAACGAGUACGAAAGUAUUAUGGAUGGAAGAGUAACUGUCGAUUCGUGUACCUCUUCGUCCGAAGACCAGAUGGUUGAGCAGUCGACGAACAAAAAAUGGGAGAGUGUUCUACAAGACGUCGGCUAUUCAAGCGGAGAGAAUUCAAUUCAUGAAGCUUUGAACACAUGUGCUGAUCAUUUAGUUCCUGAAACCAGUGACAUGCGACGAAAACGCAUCGAAUGCUCCCCGGUCAAAGCCUUUUAUCGGACUGUUCAGUUGGAAGACAUGUCGGAUCUAGAAGUGACUAAAGCCAUCAAUCACGAUGUAGAAGAAGAACCAAACUUGUCUGAUUCGAUGUAUGUCAACCAUGAUUCCACGUUCUUGGCCACUCAAAACCUUCCAGAAUAUGACGAAGUAAUGGCUUUAAUGGAUGAUGAUGAUCUACCAAUGGACAUGUCAAUGACAGAAUCAUUCAAUACAAAAUGGCGGGAAAUUCAUGGACAGAAGAAGCCAUUGCGACGUGCAUCUCGACCAAGUCGUGAACAAAUGAAUUUGAUUGCCAAGAGCUCGUGCGACGCAUCCUCUGAAGACUCGUCCGAAGGAGAGAAUCAAACGAAUUUGGAAGAUGAUCCGGAGAUGAUGAGUGUAUCAUUCAACUCUGCCCAAUUCGACACAUCCUCCCCAUUGAAGCGCCAACGAUCGGCUCGCGGACUCAAGAAUGCUUCCUUCCUUUACGACAGUCUCGAAAUGGACGGAUCAUUCUGCUCGACACGUUCCGAGAUGCUUCCACCGUGCAAAACGAGAUCCCUUGCACGCCGCAAGCUUCGAGUUCGCAGAAUGCCACGUAGCAUGAGUGACGGAGAGCAAUUGGGCGUUGUGAGCAGUAAACCAGAAGGAAUGAUGACUCCAAUGAUCCGUGUUUCCCCACCUUCUACACCAGUCCGCCGACUUCUCAGGAAGCUCGACGAGCAGAUUAGAAACCGGGAUAGUGACACGGCGCCAGAACAUAGUGAUGCUGCACAAGCCUAUGAAUGGGAUGAGUAUAAUCCACCACAAAAGGACGACUCAAUUUCCGACCGCCACAUUCAGACAAUGACUGAUAUCUCCGAUCAAUUGAUGAAUAUUGAUGAUGAUUUCGCAGAGCAUUUUGGAACUUCCAGUGCAAUUCGACUGAUCGAAGAAUCGAAAUCACAUUUGAGAGUUGUCCUAAAGGCUCUUGAGGAGAGUGACUCGAAUAUUCCACAGCUCUCAAAUUUUGAGCUGAUAGCCCGCUCAAACCUCCGCCAGGUCGAUGAGGCUUUAAAAAUUCAAUCUGGAAACCAACCAUCAUUUUUGGAAACCAGCACUCUCCAGGAUCUCCGAUCAGAAUGGGCUAAUUUAUAUGAAUCGAUUCGCAGCCCGUUUGCUCGAAUUAUGCAUCAAGUCAAAAAGUUUGCAGCGACAUUGCAAGAAGUUUCAUCGAUGGCUUCUCUUGGUGACGUUGAUAUUCGUUCAAAAGAGGACGUGGCAAAGACAUUGGACGCUGUGACAGCUAUUGAACGACGUCUGAGCAGUGAAAGGCAAGAAUUGAGAGACCUCUUAGCUUCAUCAAGCUUCCGAGACGUCGCCAAAGAUCUUUCCUGUGAAUUUGAAUCCGUCUCUGAAGGAUACGACGACGCUGUCGACAAAAUUGGAAAAAUGGCUCACUCAUUAUCACAAGUGAAAGGAGAAUGGGAUGCUUGGAAUAGCAGACAAAAUGAUAUCAGAAAUGCAAUGGUUCGUAUUGAAUCCCAUCUGAAAGAGGGUCAAAUGGACAAUAAAAUGAUUGCGGAUGAGAUGGAGUUGUGUCAGGAAAGAAUGAACAGUCUAGAAACUAUGUGCAACUACUUGACAGCCUCGUUGGGAUCAAUUCAAAAUGAAUCCAACUCAAAGAAUCUGCCAGAUUUUAAGGCGGAACUCUCGAUUUACAGCAAUGCGUUGGCCAGGCUGAAGGAUAGAUUCAACGACAUGAUCCGAGUGCCAACUCCCCCAACAGUCCAAUUCCACCCUCCGGAGCCACUUCCAUCUUUGGCUCGAAGCAUGACAACUCAAACAGCUGAAAUGGAAUCGGAAACUGAAAAUGAGCCACUCACAAUUGCGGAGGCAAUCUCUUCAUCUCGUCUCAUCAAAUUCACAUUUGCCCUUUCUCUUCUGGCAGCGCUCGCAGCGAUUUUCUAUUAUCACGUGUUCGGAAAACCAUUUGGUCCGCAUGUAACCUAUGUGAAUGGACCACCACCGGUUUAACUGAAUCAUCAGUAUUCUGAUUGAAAUCCCUUUUUGUUUCUAUUUUUAUGUUGUAAUCUCUGACCCGGGUAGGUACAAAAUUAAACCAGUAGAUUCGAUUGAUUGUUUUUAUAUUUUAAAUUUCUGAAAUUAAACAUUUAAUUUCAAAAAAGAAAAAAAUUGUUUUUUAAAAAUAGAAAUGUAGGACUAGAUACUCAAUAUUAAUCACUUACCCUACAGUUUCUUUCGAAUAUCCGAAAAUCUUCCAAACUUUCCCCCCAAAAAAAUCUCCGUGUUCAGGUAUUUGUUUCAUUCUCUCUCUUUUUUGUUUCUCCACUCAUAUUGAGAAUAUUUUAUAUCUCCACUUAAAUCGGUGACUUUCCUGUAUAUAUGAUGAUUUAUUUGACAAAAAAUGUUAUCUGAAUAUUCUCAUCUGAAAAGAGAAUCCACUUUUGAUGUCAGUUAUUUUAUUUACGAACUACCUUUUGGUUUUAUCCUAUUUUGUUUUGAAAUUUGAUUUAUGUGCAUUCGUUAAUAAAAAUUAAUAUAUGCC
This is a messenger RNA of Caenorhabditis elegans, 3806 nucleotides long. It is a transcript of the gene unc-83, whose product is annotated as Nuclear migration protein unc-83. Bases 149 to 3274 code for a protein of 1041 amino acids. Gene Ontology annotation, cellular component: nuclear membrane; nuclear outer membrane. The transcript is spliced from 16 exons. NCBI's taxonomy places the organism in Eukaryota, Metazoa, Nematoda, Chromadorea, Rhabditida, Rhabditidae. The record is from RefSeq and is marked reviewed.